Molecule: messenger RNA, 3579 nt
Organism: Vespa velutina
Lineage: Eukaryota; Metazoa; Arthropoda; Insecta; Hymenoptera; Vespidae
Product: CDK5 and ABL1 enzyme substrate 2
Exons: 10
Coding region: 1-1887 (628 amino acids)
Biological process (GO): regulation of cell cycle
Source: RefSeq, a predicted model, not a curated record
AUGGCAGCGGCCCUGAAAAAAAACCAUUCGCGGAGAAGAUUGGCCGCCUUGACAUUCCUCUCGAACAUAUCUCUCGAUGGAAGUCAUCGUGAUACGAAACUGGCUCUCCUUUCGCGCAAGCCCACUUUUGGUGGGGCUGCUGGAAUCGCAGGAGAAAGAAGGGGUGGUGGGGAACACGCGCGAACUUUGAGCGACGGCGGCGAAGCCCGCCGACGAAGCUCGACACCGAGAUUUGAAUUCGAGGAUUCGUUCGAGGAAACUAGCUCGCCUUUAUUAUUGUCAUCGAGACAGCGUAUUGCUCUUGACAGUUCGACGACUAUCGAUCAAGAUGAAAAACAAAGUCAACGACGAGAAUGUCCUUCUGGUGCUGAUUCCUCAUCCUCGCCUCGCGAUUCGUAUAAACAAAUUCAUCGUGCGAACAGUGCGAGACACAGGGAUUCGAUUGGUUCGGACGAAUCUCUCAUUCCCGCUAAGGCGGCUGUGGCUGCAUUUCUCGAACAAGAGAGAAACUAUCCGCAUUUACCCUCUUCCGGAUUGCACACCGGUUCCUUUAGAGAACGCACUGGAACAACUGGCAGCGACUAUUCCAUGCUUGAAAGACGCGUUGGCUCAUUGCAAUACAAGAAACGGAUAAGUCAUCAGACAUCGACGUUAUCUGAAGAUAUAAAGCAUCGAUGCAAUAGCAGUAACGAAAGCAUCGGUUCGCUUCGUUCGAAGUCGCAAUCAACGUCGUCUAAGGCAAAAGGAAAAUCAUCGUGCAAUAAUAGCGUGCAACAAAACGUUAAUACCAAUAAUAUACCGGAGAUCACAAAAGCAAUACGAUUGGUACAACGACCGGCUAACAGACAAAAAUUUGGAGACGACAGGCUGGUCUUGGUUUCCGAUAAAUAUGUUCCGUUUUUGAUAUUCUCGACUCUUCCCUACAACAAGGGUCGUUCAAGCUGGUCCGAAUUGAGGAGAGAUACAGGAAGAAGGAAAAACGUUUCAUCGCAAAGACCUCUGUCCGCUAUCAAUGACACUAUCGAUCCUUUCGGUCUUCUCGGUAUAGAAAGAGCUAAAGACGGACAGGAAAUUUCUUAUGAACGAUUGUUGGUGCCAUCGAGACAAUUUCAAAAAGAGAGAAAAUUAUGCUCGACCGAGAGUGAAACAAUAGAAUUAUCUCACGUUAUAUCAAACAAGCAUCACCCGGUACAAAGGACAAAAACUAUAACAUGGAACUUGGAUCACACGAAAUGGUGUCUUUCAUACGACACGGCAACACAUCGUUUACAACACAAUGCUCCGGAAUCUCCUCCAUUGUCUUUUGGUGCCGAUCCUAUCAAUAAAUUUUAUGAUUGGGACGAACAAUCCGUGCAGUAUAAUCCAAAUUUGUUAGAUGAUCCAGAGCUUAUUGCAGGAAAACAUAGAACUCUACUCACUUUUACAUCAUACAUGGCAUCGGUGAUUGAUUAUGUCAAACCUUCCGAUUUGAAAAAGGAAUUAAAUGACAAAUUUAAAGAGAAGUUUCCGCAUAUAGAACUAACGCUCAGUAAAUUACGUAGUUUAAAGCGAGAGAUGCGUAAGAUAGCGAAGACGGAAUAUGGGAUAGAUAUGUUGACCGUAGCGAUGGCUUAUGUAUACUUUGAAAAAUUAAUUCUUCGUAAUAUUGUGACUAAACAAACACGAAAAUUAUGCGCGGGUGCUUGUUUGCUUCUUGCAGCAAAAUUAAAUGACGUUAAGGGUGAUGUUUUGAAAUCAUUGAUCGAGAGGAUAGAAAGUGUAUUCCGCUUGAAUCGUAAGGAUCUGAUUACAUCCGAAUUUGCUGUACUCGUCGCAUUAGAAUUUGGCUUACAUCUUCCAAAUUGGGAAAUAUUUCCUCAUUAUCAACGUUUGAUAUACGAAUCUUGACCUUCCUUUUCAUCCUUCUUCAUGCACAGACGUCAAACAUUAUCUUCUUAAUCGUGCAAGAAGUUGAAGAGAGAUAUGUACAUUACAAAAGUUUAACCGUUAUCAUUAACGCUAGGUACAAAGAAAGAAGAAAGAGAUUUAAGUUAAAUCUUUAAAAAAGAACAUUAGUAUGCAUAAACAGCGAUAACACGCUAUCUGUAACAAUUAUACAUCAAUGUGAUAUUGGAAUCGUAAUAGAUAAAAGUAGGAAUAAGUCACGAAAUCUUCAUUCUUACGAAUGCAUGAAUCUAAAGAGCUCAUGAAUUUAAAACAACGUAAUGAAAGAAAGGCAUUUUUACAGGAGAAAAAUAAAAAUAUAAGCUCAACUCAAUAUUUUAGUUUUUAUUUUAUAGUCAUAUCAUUGCAACGAAUUUAUUUUGCUACGCGAAUUAUAAAUAUUCACGAAUGAAUAAUAAAAGAGAUAAAUGAAACUCUUUAGGUUGUAUUCUGAUGAAGGUCAACAAAUUCCGGAGAUUUAAUGUUAUAUAAUGAAAUAAUUUUAGAAUAUCAUUCUUUUUUGAAAUUUAAAUUGAUAAAUACACUGAUCUUAAGAUAAUACAAAAACUAACACGACAUAGAUCUCGUAAUUGAUGCAGUCGUGAUCAAAUUUUAUUAUUUACAUUCAGUUAAUUUGAACUUAAAAUUUAAUUAUUACAUAAUUAUCUCCCACUGUAAUUUUAUUUUUAAUUGUUUUAGUGACAGGGUUAUACAGAUGGGAUUAUCGCGAAUAUUUCACAAUUAUUGGUGUAGUUCUUAAAAUGAAAUGUUUAGUUUUUAUUUUGAGAUUGAUAGUCAAUAAAUUAUAAUAACAAUACAUUUUUAACAAUACGAGCUUGAAUAGUAAAUUUUACGUUGUAUGUAAUUUUAAAGUUUUUUCGAAAAUGUAAUUGUAGAUUUAAUGAUUAAAAAAUUCUGCCUUUUAUAUUUUAAAAAUAAAAACUCAUUUGAAACAUGAUUAUUUUAAAUUAUUUAGCAAUAAAAUGAAAUAGUAUUCAAUAUUUGUUUUGGUUGUAUUUAAAUAUUUUUUAUUUUAUCAGGAUUCUGUGCAUUAGCUUGACUACCAAAUUAAAUAUUUUUUUGACUACUUUAUGUGCUUAUGCACAUAAAAUUUCAAUCAUUAAGUCCAGUAUUGUAUAAAUUUAGAAUGUGCAUUCUAUUACUAAGGUUAAUUCUAGAUCAUGCUUAUCAAAUUCAAUUUAAUGUGAAGAAUAAGUAUAGCAUUUUAUAAAAAAAAAAGAACAUCUUUUUAAUAAUGCCUUAUAUCUAUCUAUUAAUACCUUCACUCAUGAAAAUGGCAAAAAUAUAUAUGUACACCAGUUUAGUCAUAGAUUUCUUCAAUUCUGGUUUUAAUCAUUUUGUCAUAUCCCUGAUAGUUUCAAUGAUAUUUCAGUGGACCAUCUUAAUUGAGCCACUAUGUAUAUUAUUGUAAUGAAUAUUAUACCAAUAAUUAAUUAUUAUUAAUAUUUUAUGUAAAUAUAACGUUUUUACGUGUUUAAUGUUUAUGUAAUCCUUUCGUCUUUUGUUGCCUUGUAUUUGUUAAAAAAGUGAAACUGUGUAUAUUCCUGAAGUAGUACUAAAAAGUAAAAUAAUGUAAAAUGCUCUAUGUAGAUAUAAUUACGAUAUAAUUCCAAUUAAAGAAUUUUUCCAAAGUGA